Molecule: messenger RNA, 2302 nt
Organism: Drosophila subobscura
Lineage: Eukaryota; Metazoa; Arthropoda; Insecta; Diptera; Drosophilidae
Product: transcription factor btd
Exons: 2
Coding region: 196-1998 (600 amino acids)
Biological process (GO): regulation of transcription by RNA polymerase II
Molecular function (GO): RNA polymerase II cis-regulatory region sequence-specific DNA binding; DNA-binding transcription factor activity, RNA polymerase II-specific
Source: RefSeq, a predicted model, not a curated record
CAGCAGCUGCAACAUACCCAGCAGCAGCAGCAGCAAUCGUCGCAUGAUUUCAUUAGCGCCACCAGCGCCUCCAGUGGCACCACCCCCAACUCCAACUCGAGCAGCUCCAGCUCCAGCAUCAGCGGCUGCAGCACCAGCAGCUCCCCGCUCUACGGCAUUGGGCUGGGUGGCAUCGGCAUCGGCCUUGGCAUCGGCAUGCCGGGUAAGGCCGGAAUGAAGAUGGAAAUGCAAUAUCCGCCGCAGGCCUCCUCCACGGGCACGGCAUCGCCCAACUCUAGCAUCCAGUCGGCACCUUCGUCGGCGAGCGUGUCGCCCAGCAUCUUCCCCUCGCCGGCCCAGUCCUUUGCCAGCAUCUCGGCCAGCCCCACCGCAACGGGGGAGAGCAGGAUCGCCGUCCCAUCAUCAUCAUCAUCAUCGGCAGCAGCAGCAGCAGCUGCAGUGGCCGCCUCCACCGCAGCCACAUCCACCUCCUCCGCCGCAUCCUCCCCCUCAUCCUCGGCCGCAGCAGCGGCGGCGGCGGCAGCAGCAGCUGCAGCGGCAGCCGCGGAUCUAGGCGCCGCCUACGGCUGGAACACGGCAGCAGCCGCCUACUCCGGCCUGCCCGCAAGAAGCCAAUUCCCGUACGCACAAUACGCCUCGGAAUACUACGGGAAUGCGGUGGGCAUGUCCUCGUCGGCAGCUUGGUUCUCGCACCCGGACCGCCUGUACCAGCCGUGGUCCUCGCAGAGCUAUCCGAGCUUCAACUUCGACGACAUCGCCUUCCAGACGCAGCUGCAGCGCCGCUCGGUGCGCUGCACCUGCCCCAAUUGCACGAACGAGAUGAGCGGCCUGCCGCCCAUCGUGGGGCCGGACGAGCGUGGGCGCAAGCAGCACAUCUGCCACAUGCCCGGCUGCGAGCGGCUGUACGGCAAGGCCUCCCACCUGAAGACCCACCUGCGGUGGCACACGGGCGAGCGGCCGUUCGUCUGCCUCACCUGCGGCAAGCGCUUCUCCCGCUCCGACGAGCUGCAGCGGCACGGACGCACCCACACCAACUACCGCCCGUACGCCUGUCCCAUCUGCACGAAGAAGUUCUCGCGCAGCGACCACCUCAGCAAGCACAAGAAGACCCACUUUAAGGACAAGAAGAGCAAGAAGGCCCUGGCCGCCGAGGCCAAGGAGCAGGCGGCAGCAGCAGCCGUCUCCAGCUCCAUCAAGCAGGAGAAGGCGGAGAAGCUGCCCAAGAAGUCCAAGGCCCACUCGCCACCUGUGGAGUUCAAGCAGGAGCAGUCGGAGAGCGCACUGCUCCACAGCUAUGCGCCCUAUGCCAAUCUCUACCAGCAUUCAUCCUCCGUCUCAGCCUCGCUGGCGGGUCCGCCGCCGCCGCCCCCGCUCUUCCAGCAGCAGGCGCAGCUCCAGCAUCAGCAGCAGCAGCAGCAGCAGCUGCAGUCGCAGUCCCAGAUCGGGCUGGCCAGCAGCUACGAGCCGUGGAGCAGUGCCGCCAAUAAUCGUGCCAUACAACUACCGACUACCUCAGCGAGCGCCAGCUCCCCGUCCUCCUCCGCCUCCGCCUCGGCCUCGGCCUCGGCCAGAUCCCCAUCUGCAACGGCAACUGCAUCCGCAUCUUUGUCCGCCUCCGCCUCCGCAUCCGCAUCGGCGGCCGUGGCCGCUUUGGCCUCGCAACAGCAGCACUACGCCGCCCUGGCCAUGCAGAGCGAGUCCCAGCUGGCGGCAGAGUACGGACUGACCAUGUCCGGCCUCGCCAGCGGCGCCAGCCAGGACUCCAGCUCGAGUUGUGCCGCCGCCAAUGCAGUGUCCAGCCACGCCAGCGGCGGUGGCGGCUACUCCAGCCUCAUUGGUCACAUGAAGUCGGAGUAUGCGGCCAGCUAUCCCACGGAGUUUUCCAGCGGCUCCACCGGCUAUGGCUACCCGCAUUCGCAUCCGCAUCAUCCGCAUGCGCAUCCGCAUCAUCAUCACAAUGCCUGGGCAGCGGCCUAUCAUCCACAUGCCACUGCCUAAGGCACGAACGAAUCCACGAGCCCAGCAGUUCCAAUCCUCAUUCCCAUCCCCAUCCACGUUGUUGUUGACGGUUGAAACCGAUGCCAUGCCCACCACCCAAAUCCCCGAUACCUGAUCCCCACUAACUCUCUCUCUCUCUCUCUCUCUUUCUCUCUCCAAGUGAGUAGCGGGUAUCUGAAUGUCCACAGAUAGUCCAAACAUUCUUUGAGCAGAACAAAACCGUAGAACGAGAUCCAUCUAGUGUUUUUUUUUAUAUAUAUAUAAAUGUGUUUGUUGUUGAUAAGUCUACAGAAAAAAGUGCAGA